UGCAGACCAGCACAUUGUUGUUCUGAGCUCUACGCAGUCAUUCGACACAUUUCAGAAGCUCGUCCUAUGACUAGAGUCAAGGUCUCGCCGACGAUCUCUUGCAGCAAUGGACGUUACGCCUCCUUCUUCUGAAUUGGACUUUGUCGACGUCUCCUAUCACAUAUCGAACGAGAUCGACGCCAUUAAAGCGAGCGAGCAGCGAGAGCCCCAUCUUGAACAGGAACGUGUUCAUGACCUUGUCCGCUUCGUCGAGGACCAUGCCAACGAGAUCAACGAAGAUGGCACGGUCCUUCAUCAAUUCCUUCGCGAUGCCAAGAGGGCAGACAAUUGCCCUGCGGAAGUCCUGAACGCCAUCCUCAGGAAGUUUCCAGAAGCAAUUCUGAUGAAUCUCAGUGGAGCCAUUCCUCUGCUAGAAUUCAUCAGAAGACGCUCACGAAAAAUGGUUCGUGUCGUCAUCGAAUUCAUGGCUCAAGAUAUGAAGAAUCACAACUUAGCUUCACUGGCUAUGGCGACCUUCGGUCUCGCUGAAACCUGCUUUGAAGACAACGAGCAGAACCCCGACACUAUGGAAGCUGGCCGAGAAAUUAUUAGAGCUGCCUUCAACUUCAGUGAGAAACCCAACGAGCUGCUCCCGGUCGAUAUAGACCUUCUGGAGAUUCUCGUCAACCUUGCGGCCCCAGAGAUGCUUUCCAAAAGCAUUGACGAAUUGAGCCCGCUCGAGCAAGUUCUGCGUUUUGACUUGUGUAUCAGCGACCCCGAACGUCAACUAGCACUCGUGAUGCUAAUCCUGGACAAAUGCCCCGACAGCAUUUGCGAUUUGGUGACUAAAGAGGUAAGGCUUCAGCCGUGGAAAGCAAAUAGCUCUCUGCGUCAGCCCGAGUACAGCGUGUACAGGUGGCAUAUUGCCACCAGAGACUUUUGGCAUGAUCAGUAUGCUCGACAAAUGAGUGCAUCUGCGCAGGCACAACCGGACCCUUCUGACCGACUAGCUGCCCCUGAGAUCGCGAGCGAAAGGGGGCUUGAGAGAACACAGGCCAAGCCCGGGAUGAUGUUGAAAGGUCCCGUGCCUGCUUCUUAUCCCCGAGGCCCUUCUUUGUUUUCGAAUUUCGAUGCUGGUAGACCAGGAAAACCAAACAUUUUGAAGCCUGGUCGCCCCUCCAUGAUCAUGGAUCAGCCAUCUGUUCUGGAGGGGCGAGGAAAAGAAGGCCAGGUUUCGCGUCGUCCGCUAUUGCGCAACGGAGGUCCUCCAAGUCGGAGAAAACCGAAAGAGAUACGUUUCACGAGACAAGAUGUUGAGGCUGCAGACAAAGCCAGUGACGAAAUUUGCAAGGAGCUCGGAGUUCGCUUUCUGCGAUCGACAGUUUUCCACAGCGACGAGACGAAGAACGCCUUCCGGGAGGUUGACACCGAGAUCCAGCGAUUUUUUGGAGAUCAUGAGAAGCAUUAUUAUUUUGCUAUGGAUACGGCUAAAGAAUACCGGGACAUGACAGAGGCUCAAGUGAGAAAUUAUUUCGGCAAACGGGAUCACUACCAUACUCUUCGUCAUGUCUUUCUUCAGCCGGCUACGAUCCUUCUUGAGAAUGACCAGAAAACGCCUAACGGCUCAUCACGCUACACAGAUCAUCUUCAAUUCUUUAACUGGUUUAGGGAGUGGGGUGUUCGCAAGAUCUUCAAGGUCGUUGUUUAUGAUGGCGACCAUCCUCAUCGAGACGAAGAAAUUGAAAAGGCUCUGGCGGGUUUUGUGCACGGGAAAAAGAAGUAUCCAUCUUUUGAUGUCGAGGUACUCGACUGGCACAAGGAAGAUCUCUGCCCGGAGGUGAUUCAGACAGCGACGCCGCAGGUUCGCGAACUUCACCUGCAUUGGAGUGGACGGAACUCUGUGCUUCGUGGAUGGAGCGAGUCCGAGGGACUGCCUGCACUUGAACAUCUGCAAAGAGUGUAUAUCUACUACACGGCGCCAUCGAUCGAGGAAAGUCGCAUAAGAAAGAACAUUGAAAGCUUCUCAAGGCGCAUGAGACAACCAAGGCGACGACUGACGAAGAUGGGACAGACGAACAAGGACUCAACUAGUACUCAAGCGCAAGUGCAAACGCUGUUGUCCAGACAGUCAACGCUGGCCCAAGCAAAUGAGCAGUUCGAAGACUUCAAGCUUCUGCCAGCUAUUCAAAUCGUUGAUAUGGGCAGAGUUACACCCACAGGCGUACCUGGGUCCGAUCGUACUGCGGGUUCUGCCACAGAAUCUGUAGAACAGCCAUGGUUCAAGUACGUUGAGGAGUUUGUUUCAAUUAUCCCAACGCCGGAGGAGCUGCCAGACUAUGACUUCAGGGAUCCUCACUUGCGUCGAGUUAGGGUAGCACUGAUCGACGACGGAGUUGAUCUCUUCAGCAAAAGCAUGCGUUGUCUAGAGUCGCGCUUCUUGGAAGGUAGAAGCUUCGACCAGACGCCUGAUGGACCGAACCCAGUCUACUCGUCUGUCAGUGGACAUGGAACCUUCAUGGCCAAAACAAUUCUUCGCAUCUGCCCUUUCGCCGACAUCAUACCUUAUCGUUUGAAGACUGUCCGAGACGCAUCGAGCAAUCGUCGAGUACCUGAUGCAAGCAGCGCAGCCAAGGCUAUAAAAGCGGCCAUAGAGCAGGACGUCGACAUCAUCAGCAUGUCUUGGACCAUCCGUAACGACAAUAACAAGAUUCCAGAAGCGACACUGACGGAGCUGCGCAAUGUCGUGAGCGCAUGUCAGGGCACCGGCAGCCAACGCCGUCGCAUACCAAUCAUGUUCUGCGCAGCGAGCGACGAUGGGAUUCAAGGACGCGGCCAGAACGGUAGAGGAGAGUUUCCACGAGAAAUCAACAACGCCAAAGUGCUAUGCAUUGGUGCUGCUGAUCCUCACGGGCAGGUCUGGCCAGAAGUCACCGACCAAAAUGGGCUGAACUACCUAUUCCCAGGCGUGGAUAUCAAGGACGUUUUUGAAGAUGACGGCCAUGAAUCCGACUCCAUAUCAGAGGCUUUGGGCUCUCAAAUCAGCGAUCUCGUCACUAGGAAUGGACGAACAGGCUCGUCGGUUGCCACCGCUCUCGCAGCUGGCCUCGCGGCGCUUCUUAUCCACUGCACCAAGCUGGGAUACUACUAUACCAAUGCAUGGAAAGGCCCCGAGGCUCGCCGUAAAGAGACUAUCACUCAGCAAUUCGUCGAUCAGAUUGCAACUUACGAAGGGAUGCAAAAUGCUCUGGAUAACCUGAGUUCUGGCAGUCGGAGUGGGGCAAAGUAUGCGAAUCCAAGCAAAGAUUUCGCGUGUGCUAUCCAGGAUCUGAGGCAGUACGAUGUGCAAGGUGGAGCGGCGAACAACUUGCCGCAAUCUCUAAAACCUAUCGCAACUCUGUGUCGAAAUUUAUGCCGGAUAUGAAGGCUGACCCAUAGUUGGCUCGAAGAGCUUUGGACUAGUAGGCAUGUCAUUGAUGGAAAGAUGGUCUUGAUAUAUGGAUUUCUUGUUGUUUAGUCUAGCUCGGAACAAACAUUGAAACCGCGUAUUUUAGAUAACAACCGUCUCUAAACCACUUCAUAUUCUCUAUUCAUAUUCUUGAACUUACCUAGUUUUGGAGGGUUCUGUGUUUAGGCGUCCCUAACGGCGAAUCUCAAGUUAAGAGUCUCAGCUUCCGGGUCCGCUUUAAAACUAAAGCCACUCGCGCCUCCCCACACCGUCACCUCCGUGAUCACCUUCUGACCA
Molecule: messenger RNA, 3721 nt
Organism: Colletotrichum phormii
Lineage: Eukaryota; Fungi; Ascomycota; Sordariomycetes; Glomerellales; Glomerellaceae
Exons: 3
Coding region: 107-3400 (1097 amino acids)
Biological process (GO): proteolysis
Molecular function (GO): serine-type endopeptidase activity
Source: RefSeq, a predicted model, not a curated record